AUGGACGCUCGCAAGAAGAAGAGAAAGGUCCUCCUCAUGGGAAAGAGUGGCUCGGGCAAAUCUUCUAUGCGCUCAAUCAUUUUCAGCAACUAUGUCGCUAAAGAUGUGCGCCGUCUAGGCGCUACUAUCGACGUGGAACAUAGCCAUGUUAAGUUCAUGGGCAACCUCACAUUGAACCUUUGGGAUUGCGGAGGACAAGAUGCAUUCAUGGAAACCUACCUUGCCUCCCAACGUGGGAACAUCUUCUCCGAUGUCGCGGUACUAAUCUACGUCUUCGAUAUCGAAUCCCGCGAAGUAGACCGUGACCUGGACACAUAUAAUGCCAUUAUUCAAGCUCUCCGUGAAUACAGCCCAAACGCCUACGUCUUCUGUCUCGUCCACAAGAUGGAUCUCAUCCAAGCCGAGCACCGCCAACGUAUCUACGAAGAGCGCUCCGCGCUAAUCCGCAGCCGCUCGGAGCACUUCCGCAUCGACACCUUCGGAAGCAGUAUCUGGGACCAAUCGCUAUACAAAGCCUGGGCCGGCAUCGUGCACAAAUUAAUCCCGAACUUAUCAGUCAUCGAGCGCUUCCUCUCUGCGUUCGCGAAGAAGAUCGACGCCGAGGAAGUCAUUCUGUUCGAGCGCUCCACUUUCUUGACCGUUACAUCCGUCACCUCGGAGGUCGGCGAGCUGAACCCGAUUUACGAUCGCCAUGAGCGUCUCUCCAAUAUUAUGAAGGCCUUUAAGCAUUGCGCCGCCCGGAAUACACUUACGACACCUGCGUCCGCGGGUUUCGUCGUUAUGCAUACCAAGACGCCGCAGUUUAAUACCUUCCUUGGUCGCUUCACGGAUAAUACUUAUAUCUUCCUCGUUGUACCACCAGGCGAAGCAGCGUAUAACUGUGCCGUGCUGAACACCAUGCUAGCCCGAGAGGGAUUCUCUAAAUCGGCCGCUGCAGGUCGAACAGAUGGAUUCCCGCUUCCGCCGCCUGAAACGGAGGAUGGGGCAAAUGGCCACGCUGCAUGA
Messenger RNA from Penicillium verhagenii, 1005 nucleotides. RefSeq names its product Rag GTPase GTR1. The record is from RefSeq and is a predicted model, not a curated record. The coding region runs from base 1 to 1005 and encodes 334 amino acids. Gene Ontology annotation, biological process: positive regulation of TOR signaling; regulation of autophagy; cellular response to amino acid stimulus. Gene Ontology annotation, molecular function: GTPase activity; GTP binding. Gene Ontology annotation, cellular component: nucleus; Gtr1-Gtr2 GTPase complex; fungal-type vacuole membrane. NCBI's taxonomy places the organism in Eukaryota, Fungi, Ascomycota, Eurotiomycetes, Eurotiales, Aspergillaceae. The transcript is spliced from 2 exons.